Molecule: messenger RNA, 2142 nt
Organism: Zasmidium cellare ATCC 36951
Lineage: Eukaryota; Fungi; Ascomycota; Dothideomycetes; Mycosphaerellales; Mycosphaerellaceae
Exons: 1
Coding region: 1-2142 (713 amino acids)
Biological process (GO): mitochondrion inheritance
Cellular component (GO): mitochondrial inner membrane
Source: RefSeq, a predicted model, not a curated record
AUGAGUCGGCAUGCGGUGGAUGUAGGGCGGAAGGGUCUACUACACCUGUCUGGCGCGAAUCACAUCCUCGCCCUGCCUCUCAUCCGGACGAACCCCAUCUCCACGACUCUUAUAAAGGCUGCGGUGCGAACGCAGCACACGGCAACUGCGCGGCCUGUUGCAGGACUCCUGAGCGCCGCACGAUCCUCACAUCGAUAUGCUGCAACCACGAAUACGUUGUCCAGAUGGCCUGGAACGGCGUCACCGGAGAUAACGAGCCUGCGAUUCACCAGGACAUUCCACUCACAUCUGCAGAUAUCGGAAGGCUCGAGUAGGCCAUCUAUCAGAUGGUUGCUGCAAAGAAGAUGGAAUAGUAGCAAGAAAGGCCCUGUUGAAAGCGCAGCGGCGAGGGAAACAGAGAGCAAGACGAUAGCAUCAUCGCCCAAGAGCCAGGAACACACCACACAUAGCACAGGCCACAGCCUCUAUGAUCGCCUGCCACAUCUUCAUCGCCCGACUAAGGAAGAGUUAUUAGCUGCUGCGACCGGCUUCUGGCACCGACUACAGAUUCGUUUCAAGUGGUUCUCAAUACGAAGCGUACGGCCCUUCAACCAUGAAGAGAUCUUUGCGUUCAUGAGCUGGAUCUUCUGGGGACACUUCCUCUGGCUUAUCAUCGGCACGACGACUUUUGUCAGCGUAACGAUCCUCAUUCUCAACACCGUAUUCGCUCAAGAGACCAUCGCUGGGUCCAUCGGCAAUUACUUGACCAGGAGCAGCGGGCUGAAGGUAGUCUUCGAAAGCGCUGUUGUUCCAGACUGGUCUGAUGGAGUCAUUUCUUUCAAGAAUGUGUUCGUUAGCCGACGACCCCAGAAGGACAAGCGCCAGAGAGCUGUCACCAAGGGAUCCUCAACGACAGCUGCGGCGGCUGCGGCUGUAGAGGCUCGAGCAGAGAAAGAGAAGCACAAAUAUGGACAAGCCGCAGACGCUGCAGCAGACGGCGAAGAUGACGGCAAUUACAGCCAGUUCGACGUCACGAUUGACGAGGUUCAGGUCUCGCUGUCGUUCACCAAGUGGUUCAACGGCAAAGGCUUGUUACACAACGUUUCAGUCACCGGCGUCAGAGGAGUGAUCGACCGCACUUCAGUACAGCCACGCACAGGGAACGAAGAUCCAAAGAGCUAUCGUCACGAACACAACACGGGCGACUUUGAGAUCGACAACUUCCGCAUGGAAGACGUGUUGCUCACGAUUUACCAGCCAAACGACUUCCGACCCUUCCAAGUGAGUGUCUUUAGUUGCGAGCUACCAAGAUUGCGGAAGCAGUGGCUGUUCUACGACUUCCUCUGCGCCAACAACAUCCACGGCAGCUUCGACAACUCCCUGUUCAGCGUACAUCCAAGACAGGUGCAUAGCACCACUGGCAUUCCUUUGGUUGAUGGCCACGAGGAGGACAGCUCGCAGUGGAAGAAGCACAGCCGCAUUCGCAUCGACGGGCUCAAGAUUGAUCACCUCAACCGAGGCGUGGAAGGUCCAUUCUCCUGGAUCUACGAAGGGAAUGUUGACAUUGUGGCAGAUGUCAUGAUCCCGAAUGACGCAGACGGCAGCAUUGCCAAAGUGAUGAGCGACUUUUACGACCGCAUGGAAGCGACUGUCACGCAUCAGGUGCAAAACGGUCGACAAGCGAUCACGCAGCAGAGUGACAGUGUCAUCAAUAACCAUGAAACAUCACUCAAUCACCUGCAGGAGAAGCCUGAACCACAGGCACCAGAGGACCCGAACGAUAACCGAUUCGUUGUUUUCGACAUUGGCAUUCACCUCAACGAUGUGCGCGCUAGCGUGCCUAUCUUCAACAAGGACUUAUCAUACGUCAGCAAUGCUGCCGUCAGGCCGAUUGUGGCGUACAUCAACUCCCACUCCCAUCGAUCAUCAAACUUCAUCCCCAUCAGCUGUCGAAUCGUCAAACGCCUGAGCGAGUUCGACGGCUCAUGGACCGUCUUCGACAGCGGCUUGCUCGACGACUUAUCCCAAGAGACCUACGACGCAUUUCUCAGGGACAUCACAGACCGCAAACAGAGACAGAGGCGGAUCAAAAAGGUCGGCCUCUGGGCCGCAUCGGUCGCCGCCCAGGCGCUCUUCAUCGGACUCGCUGGGCAAUUGGCCUAG